Molecule: messenger RNA, 1176 nt
Organism: Dioscorea cayenensis subsp. rotundata (Guinea yam)
Lineage: Eukaryota; Viridiplantae; Streptophyta; Magnoliopsida; Dioscoreales; Dioscoreaceae
Product: protein SICKLE
Exons: 2
Coding region: 32-1078 (348 amino acids)
Biological process (GO): mRNA splicing, via spliceosome; miRNA processing
Source: RefSeq, a predicted model, not a curated record
CCCUAGUUCUCAGCUUCCCAACUCUUCGACCAUGGAGGAGGAGUCGUCCGAGAUGCGACGCCAAAGGCUUCGAGCUCUCCGCAUGGACGCCGAUGGCGCCUCCGCCCCAUCACCUUCUUCUCCUCUGCCUCGUCUCUUCAACCCCCUUCUCCAUGAUCCCCCUUUUUCCUCGCCGGGGAUCGAUAGUACUCCGCCGUCUUCCAGAUUCGAUUACUACACUGACCCCAUGUCCGCCUUCUCUGGAUCCAAGAGGAAAGGCGCCUUUCCCCCGUAUAAUACUGGUUUCUCAUCUUCGCCUGUGUCUCGGCCUCCUCCGCCUUCCCCCUCUUCUGGCGGACCAAGGAACUUCCAGAUGGCUGCCAGUCAUGCCCCCGCCCAACAAUUUCAGGUGAACCAGUCACCUAAUCAGAACUUGCAGAUGCAUUAUCCACCGCAUACCCCAAUGAACCAGUCACCUAAUCAGAACUUGCAGAUGCAUUAUCCACCACAUACCCCAAUCCAACAAUUUCAUGUGAACCAAUCUCCUAAUCAAAGUUCACAGAUUUACUAUCCACCAGGUGGUUCAUGGAGACACCCGGGUCAAUUUGGAGCGCCCUGCUCAGGGUAUAGAGGAUCUCCUAAUUCUUCUGUACCACGGGGACCUACAUAUAACUCCGGGGGUGGGUUUACAAGCCCAACCUGGGGAAGUUCAGGAAGGGGAAGAAAUCCAAUGGGUUAUUCCGGUAGAGGCAGCUUUCAUUCUAACCAUGAAAGUCGACAUAGAAACAGUCUGAGUCCUGGAUGGAGCCAUGGUGGAAGAGGUCCGGGUGGUUCUUCAGCUCAGCAGGAGACCGGGCAAUUGUACAACAAGUCUAUGCUUGUAGAUCCUUGGCAAAACUUGAAACCUGUAGUUGGGAAUAUCCUUGUGCCUUUAGCUGGCCCUGAUUUCUGGCUCCCAAAAUCUUUGCAGGCAAAGAAAGCCAAAGUAGUUGAAAGUGGCACUGAAACUAGUAAUAAUUCUCAUCAGUCAAGUCUUGCUGAAUACCUUGCACUAUCUUUGGAAGAGGCUAUUAAUAACGCAACAGAUGUUCAAGAUUAAGUCCUUAAUUUUAUUGUCAUAAGCUUUUUUAGCAAUGGCUACAUAUUUAUUUCAAUAUAAAAUUGUUUUAUCCCAAUUUAUCUAUUUUUAUUGGAUUU